Messenger RNA from Mycetomoellerius zeteki, 688 nucleotides. RefSeq lists its product as uncharacterized. Lineage: Eukaryota; Metazoa; Arthropoda; Insecta; Hymenoptera; Formicidae. The transcript is spliced from 4 exons. The coding region runs from base 155 to 688 and encodes 177 amino acids. The record is from RefSeq and is a predicted model, not a curated record.
CGUUCCGUUUCUCGCAUCGAGUGCAUAGACAACAGACAAUGCGCUGCGCGCAUAGAUAGCGUUCCGUUUCGUUAAUGCGCAGUAUGCGCGUUCAGAAACGGAACUAUUGAAUGCGUUUGAUGCAGAUUGAUGGUACGCUGUGAAAUAUAAAAACAUGGAUAACAAAAUCGGGAGUGUAAUAAUUUCAAUCAUUUUAAAUAAUGAUGAAGAGAUUGAAAACAUUUCUAACAGCAGUGAUGAGUCUGAUAGCGAUAAUGAAAAUGAAGAGUUGUGUUUAAAUGAAGAAUUAGAAAUAUUAUAUUUUAUUUUAAUGCUUGAUACUACGCGGGGAGAAAUGAUCAUUUCAGAAAAAUUAAGCGAUUAUGUCGAAAGAGUUAUUCCCGGCUAUUCAAAAACAGUAUUCAAAGAACAUUUUCGAAUGUUUCCUCAAACAUUUGAAAUGGUACUGAUAAUAAUUGGGCCUGGAUUACGUGCCAUUAAUAAUAAUCUUUGUAAUAGAAAGCCAAUAUCGGAGGAGAAGCAAUUGCUUAUCGCCAUUUGGUUUAUGGCAACGCCUGAUUCGUACAGAUCUAUUGCUACAAAAUUCGGUGUAGGGAGGGCUACGGCUUUUCGAGCAUUACGUAUACAAACUUUAGAACACAUCUUAGAAGAACUCCUAAAACUUAAACAUUUUAGAACACAUGUUUAG